This is a messenger RNA of Oncorhynchus nerka (sockeye salmon), 3553 nucleotides long. Its product is annotated as PHD finger protein 23-like. NCBI's taxonomy places the organism in Eukaryota, Metazoa, Chordata, Actinopteri, Salmoniformes, Salmonidae. The record is from RefSeq and is a predicted model, not a curated record. Gene Ontology annotation, cellular component: nucleus. The transcript has 4 exons. Bases 340 to 1581 code for a protein of 413 amino acids.
AAAUCAUAAAACAGCUUGACGAUUGUUCGUAGAGAGACUAUCAAAGAAAAGUACAUUUUCGCUGUUUGUCUGCAUUCUAGGACAGUUGCUCAAUGGUUUAUCAUUAAACAUUUUGUGGAUCGAACAACAUAGUUGGCUAUAUUUCAACUGGGUGACAAUGAUAUAAUGUCUAGUAGCUAAAUGUUGACCUUUGUGACGUACGCUUUGCUGUAAACUAGAACGUCGACAUUUAUUUUCCUAAAAUAACCCAUUUUGUCGAUUGAAGAUAAUCAGGACAGGGCUGCAGUCGAGCAAGGACAAGACAUUUUGUUUGCAUUUGAUCUACAGCGACAUACAACAAUGUUAACCCAGAGAAAGAGAAAACGCACUGUGGAGGACUUCAACCAGUUUUGCACCUUUGUGUUGGCCUAUGCUGGAUACAUCCCCUAUCAAACAGAGGAUUGGUGGUGUAGUGACAGCAAGCUCAGUGACAGCAACCCCUGCAGCAGUAGCCACAGUACCAGUCCAUGGGCCUACCAGUCCUCUCCUAACUCAGACUGUGGCUCCUCCACUCAGAGCCAGAAGGAGAAAGGGAAGGAGUUGAAGAGGAGGAGGUCAGACAAGAAGCCAGCCGGGCCUGGCCAGGGGGAGAAGAAGCCAAGAGGAGGAAGUGCCAAAAAGUAUCCUAAUAACAAACAGGCUGCCCCUACAUCAACAGUCAGCAGAAUGCCAGAGCUCCAUGAGCAGCACCAGCGGCAGUCUGAACGGACCAACCUGAACAGCUGUCUUACUGACAACAAAAGACAUCCUCUGACAGCUCCGAAAUGUGACCAUGACUGUAAACUUUCCCAAUCUUCCCUGACUCAACUCUUCCCUGAAGCCACCUCCAGCAGCUCUCUGUCUGUCCACAUGGACAAGAUCAACACUGGUCAGACACACACGCCAGACCCCAACGGGUCAGCUGGGAAAAUGAAUGACUCUACAACCCCUCAGAAGACAGGAAGUGAAGAACUGGAACAGGAAGUGACCGAACAGCCUGUUGACAUGACAACGACAAGCUGUGAGACGGGGAUGAGCUGUCCUCAUAGGCCGGGAGACAGAGAAAAGAAGAGAAGAAAGGAAGAGAAUGUGACGAGGGAGAGCUGGGAGGGGUCUGGGAGUGAAGGAAGGAUAGACAGUGGUCAGAGGUCAGAUAUCCUGAGGAUGGUGAUGGACAGGAGGUUGAGAGGUCAGCUAACUGAAGACCAGGAGACAGGCUACCACACAGAGGAGGGUAGCAGCCCCGACCGGGACCAUGGAGGGAGCAACUACCAGACAGACCAGGGAGGGAGCGAUGGAGAGGACACAUCUGCAGACAACAGCAAGAUGGAGGAUCAGGACGACUCGUGGGACCUGAUCACCUGUUUCUGCCUGAAGCCAUUUGCGGGUCGGCCCAUGAUAGAGUGUAGUGAGUGUGGCACCUGGGUGCACCUGUCCUGCGCUAAGAUCCGCCGCACCCACGUUCCUGAAGUCUUCACCUGCCAGCCCUGCCGAGAUGCCAAGACCAACAUCAGACGGUCCAACCGGGCGCGUAUCGCCUCCCGCAAACGCUUCAGCGACUAGAGAGCACCAGCUGGUUCAUUGGCUGCGUCCAAAUUGGCGGCAGGUAGCCUAGCGGUUAAGAGCAUUGGGCCAGUACCCGAAACAUUGCUGGUUCGAAUCCCCAAGGUGGAAAAAUCUGCUGUUCUGCCCUUGAGCAAGGCAGUUAAUUCCCAACAACAACUGCUCCCCCCGGGCACUGAUGUCAUUAAGGCAGCCCCCCGCACUUCUGAUUCAGAGGGGUUGGGUUAAAUGCACAUUUCAGUUAAAUACAUUCAGUUGUGUAACUGACUAGGUACCACCCUUUCCUAUUCCCUUUAUAGUGAACUACUUUUGACCAGAGCCCUAUGUAGGGAAUAGGGUGCCAUUUGGGACAUUGACCACUAGUGAGCAUCAAGUUCUUUGCUGGUCCAUUCUGACACUCUGCACAAACCACCUCCAGCCACCAGGGUUGUGUUCAGUAAGACGCACAGAACAUGUCAAUUAUUGAACAAGUCCAGGUAGUCCUCCCUGUUUCAGUCCUUUUUCUUCCGUUUUGUGCCUAACGAACACGACCCGGGACACUGCCAUCAGCAACCAAGCCAUGAGUCUACGGUCAUGUUCCUCUGCUCAGACGUUGUAAUCAUCAACCAAUGGUUGCGUACCACAUCAACUGUGUCGUUGGGCACCAGAUUAUAACAUAUGUGGCCGGUUUCACAGACAAGGCUUAAACUUAGUCCCAGACUAAAAUGCCUGUUUGAGCUGUCUUAACUCAAAGCGAAUUGCACAUACUUAUCUUAAAAUAGCCGUAUAUUUAGCCUGUUCUGGAUAAAACAAAGCCGAUUGCAAGAGGGAUUAGAGCUACUCUAGGACUAAAUGGAAGCUUAAAGGAAUCCUUCAAAGAGGCAGGUUUAACUUCUGCUUAGUACUGUUUGAGGGAGCAGGGACUAUUUGGAAUGUCUAAAUGAAGACCAACCUGCACUACAGAGGCCAGCCAGACGAGUACUGGUGGAUGGGAGUAAUCCAUUCAAUUACUUAGAUGAAAUAGCUUUUUGAGACCGCUUUCGUAUGUACAAAGAAAAUGCAUUGGAGGUAAUAUCUUUGCUUGAGCCUAGACUUUCCUCUCCAUCUCAAAGAGGAAGGCCUUUACCCAAUUCUCUCCAAGUUCUGAUCACUUUGAGGUUUUUGGCAUCUGGAAUCUUUCAUCAUGAAACUAGUGAUUUGUGUGGUGUCAGUGAAGAAACUGUAGGAUAGUCUUCACAUCAAGUUUCCUGAUUCUGCUAGCCAAGCCAACUAUAAAGAACAAUUCUAUGAAUAUGGGCACUUCCCAGGAGUGAUUGGCUGUAUAGAUGGAUGUCAUGUUCCCAUCAAGUGUCCAUAAACUCCUGAUGCUGAGGAGUACAGGAAUAGUAAGAACUGGUUUUCCAUCAAUGUUCAGGGUCAUUUAGAGUUUUCAAACAUUGUUGCACGUUGGAAAAGUGCAACUCACAAUUAAGGAUUUUUCGCAACUCUUCAUUGUGUGCUGUUUCAGAAAGGACAACAUAGUGGACUACUCGGUGACAGUGGAUAUGGUCCGUGUAACUUUGUAUUCACUCCAUACAUAAAUCCCACAACAGCUGAGCAGCAAAGAUACAACAGAGCUCAUAUCCGCAUGAGAGGGAUGGUCGAGCGUAUGUUUGGAGUAUGGAAAAAUCAAAUCCGGUGUUUACGCAAUACACUUUGUUUCAUGCCAAGAAGAUGCUGCAAGGUGGUCAUUGCUACAGCUGUGUUGCACAACUACCUGAAGCAGCAUUGCUGUCCUUAUCCUCCAAUGAUCAAGCAGAUGUGCCCAUGGCUGAGGCAGGCAAUGACCAACGAGGACUUGCACACAAGAGUUGCUUUCACAUUGCAGCACUUCAACUAGAUGAGAUGCGUUUAAAUAUGGAAUGUAUUCAUUGUGGCUUAUUUCUGCUUUGAUAAUGUUUGUUCUGUGCAAAAUUCAAAUAGUGUGCAGCAAUUAAAUGAGUGACUAAACCAA